CCCUUUCACUGUUCCAAUCACGCCCUUCUCUUCUUUCUCGUUUUUCCUACAGCAAAACAAAAGCCAUUCUUCUUUUCUUCAUCACAGUCUCCAUUUUCAUUUCCAUCUCAUUCUGUUUUCUCUCCAUCCCUGUCUCUAUUUCUCACCUGAAGAGAGAAGAAAUGUCUGAAUUCUGUUUCUUCAACACUAUUAACACCAAUUUCUAUAGCCUUCUCCUUUCUGACUUUAUCUUCUUUUGUUCCAUCAUACUCUCUCACCCACUAUAUUUCUCUUACUUGAUGUUCUUCUCCCCAUAUCUUGUAAGACUUGUCUCAUUUCUUUCUCCCCUCUUCAUGACAACCUCUCUCCUCCUCCUGGCUUUCCUCACCAUCUCUUCUGGACUUCCCACCCAAGAUUUUGCUCCUGAUGUCUCAGGCUCUAAGGUGGGGUUCUGCAUCAGUUCAUUUCAUAAAGUUCUAGAUGCAUUGCGGUCGCAGCUUGACAAUGAUGUCGCUGAAUUUUGCCUUUUCGAAGAGCUUGAAGCAUGUACUGUAGUUUUUGAUACAACUUGUUUGGACAUAGAAGAACAUCUGGCUGGAAAUUCACAAACCAGGUACAAAGAGAAUUGUCCACAAACUGAUGAAACUCAAGUAGUCAAUUGUUCAGAUCAUCAAGCUGGUUCAAGUGUGUCUGAAGUGCUAGAUUACAAUGUAGAAGAAAAUCCACUCCAAAUUACUAGGCAGAAAUUGGAAGGAAUUAGCCAGAAAGGCCUCUUAGAAGAGACUUCUUAUAAAGAAGAUACGGAAGUUCGGCCACUGGAUACAGUGCUCAACAAGGUUAGAGAAUGCCAAAUGAAGCUGCAAAUUGGUACUGGAUCUGAGGCACAGAGUUACAUGGGAACCGAAAACCCACUCAAUGUAAGUUCAGACAAUGCUGGAGAGAAUACUUCACAAGAGCUUAAUGGUCCUCUGGUUCCAAAUCUUGGGAGCUUUGGGUUAAUGAGGAAAGAAAAGGAAUGGAAGAGGACAUUAGCAUACAAGCUUUAUGAAGAAAGACAGAAUGUUGAUAAAGAGGAAGGGAUGGAUUUACUAUGGGAGGCUUAUGAAGCUGAAUCAGGCAAGGUUAAGGUGGAAAACAGAGACAAAGAGAAGGAAAAGGAAAAGAAGACAAAGAAAUGCAGAGUUGAGUACGAUGAGGAUGAAGAGGAAGAUGAAGAAACAGCUGAACGAUUGUGUUGCCUACAAGCUUUGAGGUUCUCAACAGGGAAGAUGAAGUUGGGAAUGGGGAGGUCUAAUCUUGUUAGACUUUCCAAGGCCUUGAAAGGGAUUGGAUGGCUUCACCGUGUGAGUCGGCAUUGUAAGAAGGGAUAAAACCAGACUACAUUUCUUCUUCUUCUUCUGUUGCUGCUGCUGCUUUUUUCUUUCUUUUUUUGCAUGGAAAAUCUUUGUACUUUUGAAGAAAUUACAAGUAAAUAUUUUCCACUUACUCCUUUUCUCUGAAUCAGCCAA
Molecule: messenger RNA, 1487 nt
Organism: Nelumbo nucifera (sacred lotus)
Lineage: Eukaryota; Viridiplantae; Streptophyta; Magnoliopsida; Proteales; Nelumbonaceae
Source: RefSeq, a predicted model, not a curated record